GCACGCGUACCUGUUCCACAAAGCUCCACUGCGGAAAGCGCUCGAGACUUAGAAAAUAAAAAAUAACAGAAAUAUUAAGGUGAAAAAUCCAUGUGGUUUUUGUAUUUCAACUGAAUCCCUGAACGUUUUUUUUUUUCCUGGUUAAUCUCUGUAAGGAAUGGACACGGUAAACACAAGGACACUGGUGGAAUUACGCCGUUAAGAGCGCUGAACUUGACGGAUUUGUUUAUAAAGAAAGAUCAAGGUUAUGCGAUGAAGACUGAGGACACGGUUUAAUUUCCUGACUGGUACUUUGGAAAUGUAUAAUGAGGAUAUUAGAACAUUGAAUACUUAAGCUCCUGUCAAGGUGGUUCGCCGAAGGUCUGAAAAUAUGCGCCGACAAACGCGCCUUCUCUGUGAGGAAAUCUUCGUGGAUAACAUUCACAAGACAUCGGUCAGUUUCACAGAUGGCACAUUUCAAUCACGGAGAGGCUUCUUCACUGACACCUCGUGACACGCAAGAAUACAAGAAAGUCAGGUGGAAUUGCAAUGAUAUGGGGGGGCUGAAGCCAGGAAUGAUGGGAGCUGUAGUCUGGUUGAUGGUCUUAUGGGGUUUGCUGGGUUGGUCGGAGGCUGCAGAGAAGCCUCCUUCCCUGAGUGUAGCUGUGAUAUUGGGCCAGACCCCCACCGUAUCUGAAUCAGCCCUGCGUCCGGCUCGUGGGAUAGGUGCGCCUCUGGAUGUGACAGUUCUCAGUAUCCAGGUGAACCAGACGGACCCAGGAAGCAUGCUUACACACCUGUGUGAGCUCAUGUCCCGACAGAGGCUGCACGGGCUGGUCUAUGGAGAUGGCACGGACCAGGAAGCUGUGGCACAGAUGCUGGACUUUGUUUCCUCUCAGACUUCCAUGCCCAUUCUUGGAAUCCAUGGUGGCUCUGCUAUGACAAUGGCUGAAAAGGAUGUCAGUUCUUCGUUUUUCCAGUUUGGGGCCUCCCUCCAGCAGGAGGCGUUGUUGAUGCUUUCUAUAAUGGAGGAGUAUGACUGGCACAUCUUCUCGGUGGUCACCACCAAGUUCCCAGGUUUCCAGGAGUUCAUAGCCACCAUUCGUGCCACGGUGGACCAAAGCUUCAUUCGUUGGGACCUUCAGAGCGUAGUGACGCUGGACGGUGUUGGCGAACCUGAGGACCGUGCCCACGUGCAGCUUAAACGCAUCCAGUCACCCGUCAUCCUCCUCUACUGCUCCAAAAACGAAGCAGCGCUGGUUAUGGAGGAAGCCCGUUCACUAGGGCUCACUGGGGCUGGCUUUGUGUGGAUUGUUCCUAGUCUGCCGACAGGAAAUCUUGAACGAACCCCAGAAGCCUUUCCGAUGGGGAUGAUAUCUGUGGCAUAUGAUGAAUGGGAUUAUCCCCUGGAGACGCGUGUGCAGGACGCUGUAGGAAUUAUCAGUUCUGCAGCCGCUGCCAUGUUCAGAGAGGAAGGUCGGAUACCUGACGGAACGGCAAGCUGCUACGGCCAGUCAGAGAAGCUGGAGGUGCCGCCAAGUGCUCUGCGAAGAUAUAUGAUGGGAGUCAAUCUAGGGGGUAGAGAUCAUUCAUUCAUGGAUGAUGGCUACCAAGUCAAUCCCAAACUGGUUGUCAUUGUUCUGAACACAAAGAGGGAAUGGGAGAAGAUGGGGCGAUGGGAAAACCACACCUUGAAGUUGAAGUUUCCAGUUUGGCCACGUUAUAACUCAUUCGGGGACAUAGACGCUGAUGAGAACCACUUGAGCAUUGUGACUCUAGAGGAAAGACCCUUUGUAAUAGUGGAUGAUGUGGACAUUCUUACUGGCACAUGCAUGCGGAACUCUGUACCUUGCAGGAAACACAUUAAAAAUAAUACCACGGAGGGUUCCUAUAUCAAGCAGUGCUGCAAGGGCUUUUGCAUAGACAUCCUAAAGAAGAUUGCCAGAAAUGUAAAGUUCACCUAUGAUCUUUACCUGGUCACAAAUGGCAAACAUGGCAAGAAGAUCAAUAACAUGUGGAACGGCAUGGUGGGGGAGGUAGUCUAUAAAAAGGCUGUAAUGGCUGUGGGCUCAUUGACCAUAAAUGAAGAGCGGUCAGAGGCCAUAGACUUUUCUGUCCCAUUUGUCGAGACAGGCAUCAGCGUAAUGGUGUCACGGAGCAAUGGAACGGUGUCGCCCUCUGCGUUUCUAGAACCCUUCAGUGCUUCAGUGUGGGUUAUGAUGUUUGUCAUGUUACUCAUCGUCACAGCAAUCGCUGUUUUCCUCUUUGAAUUCAUCAGUCCACUCGGUUUCAAUAGAAACCUUGCACAGGGCAAAGACCCUCAUGGACCCUCCUUCACCAUUGGUAAGGCUGUGUGGCUGCUGUGGGGUCUGGUGUUCAACAAUUCCGUUCCGGUACAGAACCCCAGGGGCACUACCAGUAAAUUUAUUGUGUCCGUAUGGGCCUUUUUCGCUGUGAUAUUCCUGGCCAGCUACACUGCCAACUUAGCUGCCUUUAUGAUCCAAGAGGAGUUUGUGGAUCAAGUCACAGGCCUCAGUGACAGAAAGUUUCAGAGUCCCUAUUCUUAUUCACCACCGUUUCGCUUCGGGACCGUGCCUAAUGGGAGCACAGAGCGAAACAUCAGGAAAAACUACCCAGAUAUGCACCAAUACAUGGUGAAAUACCAUCAGACUGGAGUUCAGGAUGCACUGGUCAGCCUCAAGACAGGUAAACUGGAUGCUUUCAUAUAUGAUGCUGCUGUGCUCAACUAUAUGGCGGGGCGUGAUGAUGGCUGUAAGCUAGUAACUAUUGGCAGUGGCUACGUCUUUGCCACAACAGGAUAUGGCAUUGCCCUGCAGAAAGGAUCCUACUGGAAACGUCUGGUUGACCUUGCUAUCCUCGGGAUCAUUGGAGAUGGUGAGAUGGAAGAGCUGGAGGCCCAGUGGCUGACUGGUAUCUGUCAUAAUGAGAAGAAUGAAGUGAUGAGCAGUCAGCUGGAUGUGGAUAAUAUGGCUGGUGUGUUCUAUAUGCUUGCGGCUGCCAUGACUCUGUCGCUAAUUACUUUUGUCUGGGAGCACCUCUUCUACUGGAGGCUACGUUACUGUUUCACUGGUCUCUGUUCUGGUCGGCCAGGAAUGCUCUUCACUAUCAGCAGGGGGAUUUGGAGCUGUAUUCACGGUGUCCAUAUUGAGAUGAAGAAAGCCCCAGAGUUGGGCUUCAGUCCUCAGGCCAACAUGUUACACCUUCUGAAAACAGCUAAAGAGAUCACCACCCUUGGAGUUACCUCUCCCAAACGUCCCGUGAGUAGCAUUCUGGGUCCUACCACGGGCUUGAUGGAACUUAUGGAUGGAGCAAAAGGCAACAACCUUGCCCAGAAAAACACACCGUACAGCAAUACCAGCUCAAUGCUCAGCAACCGUCACAAAGAGCCACUUAACAACACUCUGUUGCCAGGGCAACGUGCCCUAAGCUUGACGGAUGCUCAGCCAGGUGUUGCUGGAAAUGGUGGCUCAGUAGGUGGAGGUGAGACCACUCGACCACCAGCCUCCAAGCCACGUGCUCUCUGGAAGAAGUCUGUGGAAACUCUACAGAAGAACCAAGGACCUGGGGAUAAUUCCCCACCAUCUGUCCAGCAGCCUACCGAGACCCUACCUAUGAAGAGCCAGCGCUACCUGCCUGAAGAUGCACCUGCCCGCUCAGAUAUAUCAGAUUGCUCCAGUCGGGUGGACUUGCAAAAGCAGCACAAGUUAAAAGAAACACUUCGGAAACGGAACCGCCUACCGCGGGAUCUGAGCGAUGUGGAGAUUUCAACUCUCCGGAGCCAGCCCAGUCAGCAAAGUAACCACAGUGCUCAGAUCUACUCUCAGAGCAGCCAGGGAAGUCAGAUUUAUACCAUUGACUCCAUUGAUCAGGAGUAUGGGCUGCACUACCCAGAUAUUUUCAAUGAUCACAAUGACAAUAAGCACCGGCCAUCCUCUUCCUCCGAGCAGCAGCCAAUCCUGCAGCUCAACAGCAGUCUGCUGUCCCAGGCCCAUGAACCAGAAGUGAUGCAAACCACCAUUGCAAAGGAUAAGAAAUACAACACAUGCGGAAAGCCCGGCGGGGCAGGGAGCAUCACCGGUGGGUCUGGUUCUACUCAGGAUCCACGACAGACACACUGCCGUAGCUGCCUGUCGAAAUUGUCCAGUUACUCUGGGCUUUACACUGUACGGUCUCCUCAGUAUCGCUGUGAUGCCUGCCUGCACUCUGGAAACCUGUAUGACAUAAGCGAAGAUCAAUUCCUUCAUCCAAAUGGACGGGGCACUGGAGGCGGAAGUGUUGACAGGGCCUUCUCUCCUUUUCUCCCUCAGCCUGAUGCUUCCUUCACAGCCUAUCUUCCCCAGAGUGACCAAGAAGGCGAUGGUCUUAUUAGUCACUACCAGAAUGAGGGUGUAAUCAUCCGUCAGCACUCAUAUGAGAAUCUGCCCCAGAAGAGUUCGUCACGGCGGGUCAGUCUGCAGGACAACACACCAUACGCUAAUGUUCCCUCGGCGACUCUGAUCCCGGACAAGCCCCCCAAAAAUCAGUCUGUCCACCUAAACAACACGCUUGCGGGGGUGGGUGUCAGCGGACUCGGAAUUGGGCGUCGCAGCAAGUCAAUGUAUCCGGCACGUCCAACGGACAACCCAUUUCUCCAGACGCUUCGUGACGACCAGCGUCUAGCUCACGGGCGCAGCUCCACAGACAUUUAUAAGCAGCUUGUGCCACUCACAUUAGGGCAGGCUGAAUGCAAUGUGCUCGGCGUGAGGAUGCCGACCCCUGAACUCUAUUAUUCCGAGCAUGUCAUGCCUUAUGUAGCCCCUCCCCCUGUCGCCACAUACGCCGCUCCCAGGGCAUUGAGCGCUGGGGGAGCUCGGCGUGUCUACAAGAGGAUGCCAAGCAUUGAAUCUGACGUCUGAUAGAGAUCGGAGGUCUGAUAGAGAGAUCAGGAAGACUAUAAAAAGACAUGCAUGGAUAUUUCCACCAGGAUAUGGCUUAAUCGUGGAACUCUUGGAUGGAUUGUAAAGCUUUUUAAAUAUAAGGCAAGCAAGUCUGGAAUAUAUUUUGUUUCCCUUCUUGGACUUAUCUGUCUGAACAGAAAUCAGAGUUCAACUUUACAUCAGGUCCCCCCCUCUAGUCGAGCGGCAGCUCUGUGUCUUCCAGAAAACAAAAAAUGGUGGGCAGGACGCUCUUGCGCCUUUGAACGAAGGAAGUACAGGGGCAGCUCCAAAGAGUUUCCUUUUUAACACAACACAAGCAACCAAAAAAUUGAAUAUAUGUAAACAUACGUGAAUAACCACAUUCUGCACUUUUACACACAAAAAUACACAUGCACAUGCAAGAGGCACAAACAAAACAUGAUCUCAAACUACUGAAAGGACGACAUUAGGUAUGACUUGACCAAAAAAAAGGAAAACCAUAUAUAAUGUAAUAGCAUAAAUAACAGGCUAUGAAUCUCAUGCUCUGAAAUAAAUAAUUGUUUAGCAGAUCCGAACCUGAUUUGAGUUUUUGGAAAGGCAGCAGAACAUCUGUUACACUGUUUAAACGGCUUAUAAAUGCAUGUAUGAAUGCAUUUUGAUGUAAAAGCUGCAAUGAGGCAUGGUCCUCAAAGACUGUUCAGAGUUCAAAGAUAAGAUUUCCAUUCCAGUCUGAACUGUGACAAAAUGCACUACCUGUAUGAUUAGUCUCGAGUGUAAUCUCUGAAAUCAAGUAUGUUGGGGAAUUUCAGAGAAGGUGAACUCGAUGCUCACAAGACCCACGACUCAUUCAUGUCUCUGACGACACCAAGUGGAAAAAGUCUUUGACCCUCCCACCCUUGAAUGUGUCAAAUGCAGGAAGACACUCCUCUGCUAACAGCACAACAGUGUAGUAAGUGUCAGUGUUCAUUCAUUAUUAAUCUAAAUUCUUGAGCAUAUUUCUAUAGUUGUCUAGAAUAUUGAAAAAAGUAAUAGUCAAUUUAUACACAGUUUUAUACACUACCAAAUAUUUGCAAAAGGUGUGCAAAUAUGUUUAUUGUGUUAUAGAAAAGAAGACAGCAGGAAAAGAAAUUAAGGGAAGUGAUAGAAAAAUAGGUAUACUGUAUUUUUCGUGGUCAUAAGGGACUCAGAGAAGGCAGAGUAAAUGUAAAAGCCCACACCAACUAAUGAUGUCGAUACAGAACCACCGAAAUACAAAAUAUUCCUGAUUGCCUCGAACACACAAACACAUCACUUCCUGUAGAAUCCAACCACACACUCAUACUUCACAAAAGUGUUUGGUUGUUUUGAAUAUAAUGGUCGUUCCAGCGAUAUGCACAAUAUCAGGUUGCAAUAUUAUAUUUAUGUAUGAAAUUUCCUAGUUUUAAUAUGUUUAAUUAUUAGUUCCUUUCAUUUUAUGAAUUGUUAUACAUGUGGAAUUAAUUUAUUAAUGUGAUUUAAUUGCGUACAUAUUUAAAAGAUAACAGCAUGUUAAUCUUCUCUAUGGUCAAACAUUUAGAAUUGUUCUUUUUGAUUUUGAUGUGAAUGGGAGUAUAUGUUUACAGUGAAGGUGAAAAUAUGGAUUCAUCUCAGAUGUGAUUUUGAUUCUCAUUUGAAUACAAACAUAAAACUGUUGUAUGACCAAAUGUUAACUGGAUCACCGUUCUUUACUGUGAUUUCAGUGCUGUGUCUGAAACGAAGUGACAUUAACAUUUCAGGGUAUAUACCAGGUUUUAGCCUCACCACACGAACAUGGUUUGACAAUAAUAAAGAAUAUAUUGUGAAGAGAAGCAUUUUUCAUAAGGUCAGUCUGACAGAUGCUACACGUCUGCCUCUAACCAUUUCCAUUCUGCAUCUGGAUAGGCGUUCUUGUGUUUACACUCUCAAGAAUAUUCAAAUCAGCUGUUUGUUUUUAACCUCCUUAAUGUCUACGGAAUACUAGCAUAUUCAUAUUUCAUAUAAGCCUCUAUGGAAAAGUCCACGUCUAUGUGCAUAAACAUCUCACUUGAAUGUAGACAACAACAUCCAGACAACGUAGGAUUUUAAUGUCAAGAGUAGAUGGGUUGUGAUUAGAUUGUAGUGGUUUACACAACCAGUAUGCAGUUGUAUUUACAGGUAGAUUUUGAAUAAAUCUAUUUGCACAUUGAUAUGUUUUACAUCAUUCAGAUCCCGUCCAUUAUGCAAAUUUAGACCAAUUUACACUUGCUUGAUCCACUGCUAGAAUUCAUUAUAUUAAAAUAGUGUAAUAAAAUACUGUAAUAAUGCAUCAUUUGACAUUGACAUCAAUGACAUUUACUCACUUGUUUUGUUCUGAGGAGUUGAGAAGCAUCUCAUCCCACUCAGAAGCAGUUCAGAGUCGUGGCGUAAGGGACACAAUGUCUCUGUUCCCUCCAUCAGGAAAUGAGGGUUACGAUAUGUAACCGAACAAUCACUUUCAGUCGGUCACUUCAACGUUGCGUCAAAGUUCAGAUUCUAGGGGUCCCUAUACCA
This is a messenger RNA of Carassius gibelio (silver crucian carp), 7421 nucleotides long. RefSeq names its product glutamate receptor ionotropic, NMDA 2A. The transcript is spliced from 15 exons. Gene Ontology annotation, molecular function: NMDA glutamate receptor activity; transmitter-gated monoatomic ion channel activity involved in regulation of postsynaptic membrane potential. Lineage: Eukaryota; Metazoa; Chordata; Actinopteri; Cypriniformes; Cyprinidae. Gene Ontology annotation, cellular component: postsynaptic membrane; plasma membrane; postsynaptic density membrane. Bases 447 to 4895 code for a protein of 1482 amino acids. The record is from RefSeq and is a predicted model, not a curated record. Gene Ontology annotation, biological process: monoatomic ion transport; synaptic transmission, glutamatergic; long-term synaptic potentiation.